Molecule: messenger RNA, 914 nt
Organism: Micropterus salmoides (largemouth bass)
Lineage: Eukaryota; Metazoa; Chordata; Actinopteri; Centrarchiformes; Centrarchidae
Product: cyclic GMP-AMP synthase-like
Exons: 6
Biological process (GO): activation of innate immune response; negative regulation of double-strand break repair via homologous recombination; cellular response to exogenous dsRNA
Cellular component (GO): cytosol; nucleus; site of double-strand break
Molecular function (GO): 2',3'-cyclic GMP-AMP synthase activity; chromatin binding; double-stranded DNA binding
Source: RefSeq, a predicted model, not a curated record
GUGAUCCUCAGAUUACAUUUCAUGGAAAUAGAAAGUGAAAGUACAGAUACUGGAUGGAGCUGGAAAGAAACCAUUUCCGUUUGCAACAGACUCUUCACAAACACAGUUACGGCUGAGACGAGUGAAUUAUGGACAGACAGAACAGAGAUGAGAAACUCAGAAAGGGCAUUCCGAUUGAAGCAAAGCAGUGUGAGGUCGACGUCAGAGAAAAGUUGAGUCCUCCAGGCCUCAAACCAGCAAAACAGAGGCAGAAGGUUAAGCAACAACAAGCAGAGGAGGGAUCCAAAGUGAUUGAGGAGUGGGUCUCCCCAGAGCUGGCCAACAGGAUCAUACGCAAUGCUAAAGACCUCAAGAUCCGACAGACGGACCGCCGCUGGGCUGCAGAGGUGGUCAACGAUUUCCGAGAGAACCUGCUGAAAUUCCUGAGGAGCUGUGAUCAGCCUUUCUUCCAGACAGCUGACUUCGUCACCAGCGGCAGCUACUUUGAGAAAGUUAAGAUCAACGUCGCCGAUGAGUUUGACAUGAUGCUGAAGCUCCAGGCUCCUUCACGCCUCAACAUGAUGGAGCUCGAUGGCGGGCUAUUCUACCGGCUCGAUUUUACCCGUCCCACUCGGAGCCCCAUACAAGCCUUUUUUUUGGAGAACAAGCGCACGCUCUCAUCAAGCAAGAUCUUGAGUGAGAUGCACCGCCUGGUCCGCAAGUUCCUUAAGAACUACCAAGUGCCUGAUGAAAGCUAUCGCUGGGAGGUGAACAGGAAGCGUCCAAACUCGCCGGCUGUGACUUUGUCUCUGUUUCCAACUGAAAAGAACGGUGAAGAGCUGAUCUCUGUGGACGUGGUUCCUGCUCUGGAGGUUCACCCCACUCAGGGCUGGCCGCUCGCACUCCGUAACGGGCCAGAUGUGGACAACUGGUUG